AUGGCAACCGCAGCAACAUCAUGGCCGCAGUCCGCCAUUGCGCCCCAGCAAGCAUCUUGCUCACGGUCAAAUUCGAGCGCAAGGUCGUCAUCGAGGAAAACCUCCCGCGGAGGAGAUUAUUGUGACCGAUUCUACGGGCAUCAGGGUGAGUAUGCGAUGAUGGCGAGUCCAGGCGGUGGGAAUGAUCAACGUUGACCGUCGGUCUUCUUCAAAUCGCGAUCGCAGAGCUUGCCGAAUUGUGCGAACGCGUCAUUUCUGCGCUUUUCGCAUGCCCGCUCGACUCGACGUCGUCAUGCACCAGUUCGUCCAGCUCUCAACGCGUUGCUCCUCGUCUUUCCGAAUUCAUCGCAUACGCUCUGCACCGUACUCGACUGCCGCUAGCCGUCACGCACCAGGCGCUAUUUCUUCUCAAGCGCCUGAAGUCGAGGUUUCCCGCAGCGAGGGGUUCGUCCGGACAUCGGCUUUUCAUUUCAGCCUUGAUGCUUGCCAGCAAAUCCAGCUGUGACGACACUUACAGCAACAAGAGCUGGACCAUUGUCGGACAAGGUCUCUUCAGCCUUCGCGAGGUCAACCAGAUGGAGCGCGAGCUGUUCGGUUAUCUCGGAUACAAAGUGAAUGUCGAGAAUGAGGAUUUGGUGGAGUUCGUUCAGGCCCUCGACGAAGGAGUCAUUCCCAUGCCCUCCCCGCCAGCUCCAACGGUUGCACCCGUCGCCCCUGCCCCUACAGCAAUGCCCGCAGAGCCACAAGAACCGGCACUAUCUCAACAACACUCGAGCGCGUCCGCUUCGGUUGUACGACACGGUCGCGCGAGCAUCGCUGGCUACCCUGUGGGGCCGGCCACCUGCCCGGCAGCCGUGGGACACGCCAGCGCUCCAACAGGUGCUGCUCCACACCUCACGCGGAGUCAAAGCGUCUCUGGUCGUCAAAGCUACCGAUCACAAUCGGCCGCCCCCACGCAUCACUAUCAGCAACAAUCACCGUUCGAUGCGCGAGAAUCAUCGCGACCUUACACGACGCCAACUCACAACGUCUCCUUGUCGGUCGCAGCAGCCGCAGCGGCGCACACAGCUGCUUUCUACAGUCAUGUCGCACCAUCGGCUGCGUCGUUGGCAUCCUCCAGAGGCAGCAUCUCGUCUUCCAGUGGUUCUUCAGAGGGAUAUGACAGCACGUGCAUGACACCCGGUUCCUGCGGGGACUCGGCGUAUUCUUCCAGCGGUCGUACCACUCCAGACACUCCACCAUCUGAAGUAGGCGGAAGCCCGUGGAUGAACGACAAGGCUCACCUGUACUGGGAUCAAUCAGGCGAGCCGGCAGGCACGUACGACAGCCAUGUCAAACAGUACCACGAUGGACAGACCUACGACAGUCAAAACGCAGCCUCAGUAGACCAUCCUUAUGUUGCCCGUGGCGGUGCCCCUGGUGGACAUCCUUACACCACUUGGUGA
Ceraceosorus bombacis is the source of this 1445-nucleotide messenger RNA. The record is from the annotation of a GenBank genome assembly. Lineage: Eukaryota; Fungi; Basidiomycota; Exobasidiomycetes; Ceraceosorales; Ceraceosoraceae.